Messenger RNA from Diuraphis noxia (Russian wheat aphid), 1170 nucleotides. RefSeq lists its product as uncharacterized. NCBI's taxonomy places the organism in Eukaryota, Metazoa, Arthropoda, Insecta, Hemiptera, Aphididae. The record is from RefSeq and is a predicted model, not a curated record.
AUGUCUAAACGAAAGAGUAACACUUACUGUUCAGUGUAUGGUUGUAAAACAUUUUAUUCAAACGAAGGUAACGUCAGUUUUCAUACAUUUCCUAAGGAAAAUCAAUCCAAAGUUAAAUGGCUAAAUAAAAGUGGAAUCGAAGAAAUGAUUGAUCGACGUAAGGCCUGGGUUAUGAGACUGCGAAUGGAUACAACAAAUAUGGCAAAAACACAGUUAAAAGUCUGUUCUAAACUUUUUAGCAAAGAUAAUUUCAUAUUACCAGACUAUAAAUUAAAAAAUGCCUCAUUAAAGAAAACAGCAGUUCCAUCACAAAAUUUACCAACAACAUCAAUUAAACUUCAGUCCCCCAAAAAAAGAAAAUCUCCAAAAAAAAGAGAACGUCCAUUGGUAUUGACUAGUAAUAAUAUAUCUGAUAACAUAGUUACCCAGAAAACAGACUCAACAAUCUCUCAUUCAUGUGAACAUUGGUCCAAUGAAAUGCUGGACAUUGAUAAUUUAGAUACUGAUAAUAAUACAAUGCAAACUGAGGAAACAAGACAUACCAGUUCAGAUAGUGGUGUUCUAACCAUGACAAUACCAAUGGUUGAUGCUGGCGUUCAAGUCACAACUGGAGAUAUUUUUAUUCCUUUUAUUUCAUUGGUGACCACACCUCAAAAGUUAAAUACAAUGACUGGAAUCCCCUUUUUUGAGAUACUAGAUAAAAUAGUAGAGUUGUUUAUAAAAUAUUAUCCAAAUACUAAAUGUUAUCGUUUGAGUGUAAAAGAACAAAUCUUAUUAGUUUUUAUCAAAUUUAAACAAGACUUAUCAUUAAUUGUUCUAAGCAUACUUUUUAAAUCUGUAACAGCAGAAACUUGUAGAGCAUUAUAUAAUUCUACUAUUCCUUUGUUAGCACAUAUUUUCAAAGCUCUAAUUUAUUGGCCUUCUAAACAAGAAAUAUUGGCUAAUAUGCCUUUGUGUUUCAACAACUUUUUAGAUACAACAGUUGUUUUAGACUGUACAGAGAUUUCUGUGCAAGUUCCAAAAUGUCUUGCUUGUCGUAUACGAUUGUAUAGUAAUUAUAAAUCUACAUUUACAUUGAAAUUUAUGAUUGGUAUAACACCUGGAGGGUUAAUAUCUUUUGUUAGUGAACCAUAUGGUGGCAGGAGUUCAGAUAACGCUAUAUUUGAGUAG